Molecule: messenger RNA, 423 nt
Organism: Rotaria socialis
Lineage: Eukaryota; Metazoa; Rotifera; Eurotatoria; Philodinida; Philodinidae
Source: the annotation of a GenBank genome assembly
AUGUACGGUGUAAAAUUUACAUCUGAAGAGGAGAACCAUUUAUAUGGUGUGUGGGAUGCCGAAGCAUGGGGAACCAUGCCCAUGCUCGAUGGAUCUCUUGAAGUUUGUCAUCUAUUACAUCAAGCAAGCUAUGAGCUAGUCUGCGUCACAGCGAUGGCUCCUCAGUUUACUGAUCAUCGUUUGGAAAAUUUUCGAUCACAUGGAUUUCAGAUCGAUCGUGUAAUCAGUACCGAUUAUGAUAGUGAAAAUCCUGGCAACAACCCGAAGCAACAAGCAAUCGAAGAUUCAAAACGGAAUUUCAAAGAUAUUCACGGUGUACAUACCCGAUUCGUUUUUAUUGAUAAAUAUCAGGAUGAUCCUAAACAGCACGGGAGCAUUUACCACGAUGUCAAAUAUCCUAGUCUGUUAGCUUUCCGUCCAUGA